CAACGUUGAAGAUACAUCGAAUAGCGAGUGAAGUGAACUCUAAUGCAGGGCGGGUCACACACACCACAGACACCCCAAGAUUGUUAGUAGAGUUAGAACCAGAGAGAACUGAAGGUGAACAUGGCGUCCAGACACCAGGAUCAGAGCUGGACUGAGGAGCUAAACUGUCCCGUUUGUCUAAAUCUCUUUACCGAUCCCGUUAUUCUGGAGUGUGGCCAUAACUACUGUCGAUCUUGUAUCAUGCGGAGCUGGGAAACACAGAAGAAGAACUCCUGUCCUGAAUGUCGACAGGUUGUUGGUAAAAGUAAACUGAGGGUUAAUCGGGCCCUGAUGAGUCUGGUGGAGAGAGCUCGAUGUCUUAGCCUGACUCCGACACUGAGACAAAGUGAGCGUCGCUGUGAGGAACAUCAGGAGGAACUGAAGCUGUUUUGUGAAACUGACAAGAAAUUGAUCUGUCUGAUUUGUAGAGAUGCUCAUAGACACAGAAAUCACAACUUCAAGCCAAUACAGGAGGCUGUUCAGAUUUAUAAGGAUAAAAUGAAAGCAUCCUUAGACUCUCUCACACAGAGGAAGGCCGCUGCUCUAGAAGCUGAACUUAAACAGAAACAAAAGGUUUCGCAAGUUAAGAAACAGGCGGACAGUCUACAGAACUACAUGGCACUUGAGUUUGCUAAAAUGCACCAGAGUCUUUUUGACAAAGAGCAGCGUAUGAUGACAGAGCUCAGAAAGCGAGAGGAGGAGGUUUUACACCGAAUGGAGAAUAAUCUGCAAGAGAUUCGAAGAAAUUUAGAUUCUGUCCAAAAAAAUCUCUCAGAGUUACAGAGACAGUUGGAAAAAGACACACUCACCUUUCUGCAGGAGGAAAGCGCUCGGACGAGAAGGAUCAGCGAGGAGGGUUCUGAGCUGUCAGUGUCUGAGGGUGAUCUGCCGGUGGGGAUAUACAAAGGGCCUAUACAGUACGCAGUCUGGAGAGAGAUAAUACACAGCAUCAGCCCCGCUCCGGCCGCUCUGACUCUGGAUCCUGACACAGCCCAUCCCUGGCUCAUCCUGUCUGAGGACCGGACCAGCGUGAGAGACGGAGACAAACAGCAGCCGCUCCCUGACAUCCCGAAGAGGUUUAGUUACUAUCCCAUCGUCCUGGGAUCUGAGGGCUUCACAUCAGGGAGACAUUACUGGGAGGUGCAGGUGGGCAACAAGACUGAGUGGGAUGUCGGGGUGGCCAGAGAGUCCGUCAACAGGAAACAACCAAUCACUUGGUCACCAGAGGGUGGGGUCUGGGGUCUGCGGUUGGGGGGGGGGGACUAUCAUGCUCUGUCCUCCCCUCCCACCCCCCUGCCCCUGACAGUGAGACCCGGGAAGAUCGGGGUGUACCUGGACUAUGAGGGGGGACAGGUGUCAUUUUACAACGCUGACAACAUGUCUCAUCUCCACACUUUCACCCAAACAUUUACUGAGAAACUUUAUCCUCUCUUCAGUCUCGGGUAUAAUAUUUUCGGGAUAAACCCUGAGCCUCUGACAAUCUGCCGGUCAUUGUAUUAACAGUGACGUGGUUUCACCCCAAUUUCCAUGUGAUUCUCUGUCUCUUGUUUAUGGGAAUACAAGGUGGUGGGGGAAGGGAUU
Molecule: messenger RNA, 1620 nt
Organism: Callorhinchus milii (elephant shark)
Lineage: Eukaryota; Metazoa; Chordata; Chondrichthyes; Chimaeriformes; Callorhinchidae
Product: zinc-binding protein A33-like
Exons: 6
Coding region: 121-1539 (472 amino acids)
Molecular function (GO): zinc ion binding; protein binding
Source: RefSeq, a predicted model, not a curated record